AUAUGUAUUUUAAUGAAUUACCUUUAUCACUAAUCAAAGAAUCAUCUUUGUCACUAUAUAAAGAAUCAUUCUUAUCCAAUAAAUAUAUGCCUUUAGAAGAUGAACUUUCCUUAAAUUAUGAUAGUGAAACUUCUUUGAAUAAUGAACCUUCUCUAGAUGUUGAACCUUCUUUAAACAAUAAACCUCCCCUAAAUAAUAAGCUUCCGUUAAUCAAUGAAUCUAUCUUAUUAAUAGAAAAUUCAUGUAUUCUUGCUCCAAGUACUAAUAUAAAUAAAAGAAAAGUUAAUAACUUACAAAAAAUAAAGGUUAAUAAAAAGACUAAGCCAGGAAAAAGUUGGCAAUGCAUGCACCUUUUUGAACUUCAAACCAGUACAACAAAUUUAGCUAGCCAUCUUAGAGUUGAAUAUAGAUUAGAUAAAAGUAGAUCAUUAUUAUCUUUAAGUAGUAAACAAGAAACAUCAAAAUUACAGCCUAUUCGAUUAGAUCUAUCACAACCUACUUUACUUGAAUUUAAUAUUUUAUAUGAAGUGGAGCCACAAUUUCAAUUUCCAAGUGAAGAUAUAUUCAAGCAAAAAUUAUAUAACUCUAUAAAUUACUCUGAAAGUGGUCUAAAAAAUUUAAUAAAUAAUAUAUUAGAAUAUUUUGCAUUUACUACUGACUUGUGGACUAAAGCACACCAACUAUAUAUUGGAAUUACCGCAUAUUGGCUCUUUCCUGAAUUUGAAAUAUGUAAAGCUUUACUAACAAUUGAAGGAUUUCUCUAUCUACACAUAUCAGAACAUAUCGAAAAUUGUUUAAGAAAAGAGUUAGCUAAAUGGGAUUUAAGUAAUAAAUGCAUAGCAGGCGUAACAGAUAAUGCUAGCUCAAUAGUAAAAGCACUAAGAGAUAUUGAAAUCUUACAUAUUCGAUAUACAGCUCAUACUAUUCAGCUUGGAGUUAUAAAUGGUCUAAAAGAAGCAACUGAUCUAAUAAAUCGUGCAAAAGCUCUAAAUGCAUUUAUUGCUAGAAAAAACAAAUAUAGAGAAAAAUUACGUUUAAUACAACUCAAAAUAGCCAAAAUAAAAAACUCAUUACUAGAUAAUAAGAAUAUUUCUAAUUCCACCUAUUUAUUGUUAAAUCGGUUACUUGAACUUUAUAAAACUGUAAAAAAAUUACAAACCGAUCUUGCAAAAGAUAAAGAAAGAGAUAUUAGAAACAAUGCCAAAGCACUUGAAAAGUUACUUCUUAAUGAAGGUGAUUUUUUAGCAAUCAAUGAGUUAGUUGAAUUGUUAGGUCCUUUUGCAAAUAUUGCAACUAUAGUAAGUGGAGAUUAUUAUCCUACUUUUUCAAUGAUGCUUCCAUUAAUUAAAAUUCUACAAGAACAUCUGUUUCAAAAAGAAAAAACUAUUACUGAUCCAAUUGUUUGCAAAGUGCAUGAUGAGAUUAAGUUGUCAUUUA
This is a messenger RNA of Scutellospora calospora, 1437 nucleotides long. NCBI's taxonomy places the organism in Eukaryota, Fungi, Glomeromycota, Glomeromycetes, Diversisporales, Gigasporaceae. The record is from the annotation of a GenBank genome assembly.